This is a messenger RNA of Cavenderia fasciculata, 1212 nucleotides long. RefSeq lists its product as uncharacterized. The record is from RefSeq and is a predicted model, not a curated record. Lineage: Eukaryota; Evosea; Eumycetozoa; Acytosteliales; Cavenderiaceae. The transcript has 6 exons. Bases 1 to 1212 code for a protein of 403 amino acids.
AUGGCAUCAAUGUUACAUCCACACUCUAAUAAUGUUAGAGUUCCAGGUAAAAGAAUAGAUGAUGCAUACAAUUUAUUUAAUGGCGCAUUCUUGAAUAUGCCAAUUUCAAAGACUGAUAUUCCAAUUGAACCAGUUGUCAUUUUAGAUGUUAAUCAACCAAUUGAAGAAGGUUACAAGAUUGUAUCAACCAAAUUAGCAGCACCAGUAUUUGAUAAAACUAAAAAUCAAUUUGUUGGAAUAGUUGAUAUCAAACAUUUCCUUGGUUACAUUUUAUAUAAAAUGCCUUUCCCUCCAACUGGUGUUGAAGAAAAACAUACAAUUUCUGAACUAUUAAUGUUCCCAUGUUAUGUUUUGGAUAAAAACUCAACCAUUUGUGAAUUAUUCAAAUAUUUUAAUACUGGAGUACAUUCUGCUUUUAUUUUAAAUGAAAAGAAGCAAAUUCAAAUGAUUAGUCAAAUGUCUUUAAUUAGAUGGAUUAGAGAACAUAUUAAUGAAAUUGGAAUUGGAGGACAAUCAAUUGGUCAUUUAGUAAAGGAUGACCAAAUUCAUAAAUUUAGCAAGGUAUUUUCAAUUGAUGAAAAGGAACCAGUAGUGAAUGCCCUUAAAAUUAUUUACACUGAAAAUAUUUAUGGAAUGCCUAUUUUAAGAGAUGAUCGUGUUGUUGGAAACAUUUCCGUAGUGGAUUUAACUCUGGCCCAAGAUAAUUUGGACAAAUUGACCAUUCCAUUGUCACUCUUUUUCAAGGAUAGACCUGUCUUUACAUGUUGGAAGAAUUCCACCCUGAUCGAUGUUUUGGACAAGAUGAUUGAACAUAAUGUACACCGUCUCCAUGUAGUAGAAGGUGAUAAUCUUCCCUAUGGGAUCAUCACAAUUUCAGACAUUGUUCAUGUAAUGUUGGAACAAAGUGGGUUUAAUGCAUCCCAACCAACUGACAACAAGAUGGAUCAAAAGGUUACCCAAAAUGAAAAAGAAAUUCAAAAAGAUUUACACCAACAACAACAAAACAAAAAAGGAAGAGCAUCCAACAUUGAUAUAAUGAAUGACAAAGAAUAUUUAGGAAUAUUGAUUUUUAAAAGAGGACAUGUUUUGACGGAUAUUUCGCACAAUAAGGAAUGGGAACGGACGUGCGGUAAAAAUAAAAUUUCUAGCUUAAACAAUCAAUAUAUUUGUCCCUGCUUCCCAUUUAUCAUUCAAUCAAAUCGAUUUGAUUAA